Messenger RNA from Uloborus diversus, 450 nucleotides. Its product is annotated as 8.6 kDa transglutaminase substrate-like. The transcript has 4 exons. The record is from RefSeq and is a predicted model, not a curated record. Gene Ontology annotation, cellular component: extracellular region. NCBI's taxonomy places the organism in Eukaryota, Metazoa, Arthropoda, Arachnida, Araneae, Uloboridae. The coding region runs from base 31 to 318 and encodes 95 amino acids.
AUCAGCAAUGCUACCGAAAAAGAUACAAAAAUGAACAGCCUGCUCUACCUUAUUGUUUUGGGAAUGAUUUGCAUUAAAAUAGCUGAUGUCGAAUGCUUCUCCGAGCCGGUGUGUGGAAACUGCAACCCAGCGCAGUGCCCACAGACACCAAACUGCAGGUGCGGACAGCACUUGGACUAUUGUGGAUGCUGUGCGUUUUGCAGCAGAUGUCCUGGAGAGACUUGCAACUUGGUAGCAAUGGAAAGAUGUGCUUAUGGUAGAACUUGCACACCUCCUCCAGGAGCGAAUCCCAUGACCAUAUAUGGAACUUGUCAAUAAAUAUUUAAUGACUUUUAUUCUAAGUUGCAGAACAAGCAACGAAAACAAACGACAAACUAAUAAAAAUUGAUAUAUCUUACGCAAUUUUGUAUAGAUGAUAAAAUCAAUAAAAUAUUUAAGUUUUAAAUUAUA